This is a messenger RNA of Mauremys reevesii (Reeves's turtle), 2480 nucleotides long. It is a transcript of the gene IVD, whose product is annotated as isovaleryl-CoA dehydrogenase. Gene Ontology annotation, biological process: L-leucine catabolic process. The transcript has 12 exons. Gene Ontology annotation, cellular component: mitochondrion. Lineage: Eukaryota; Metazoa; Chordata; Testudines; Geoemydidae. Bases 26 to 1288 code for a protein of 420 amino acids. The record is from RefSeq and is a predicted model, not a curated record. Gene Ontology annotation, molecular function: flavin adenine dinucleotide binding; 3-methylbutanoyl-CoA dehydrogenase activity.
GGCCGUAGCGUCGGCCUGGGCAGAGAUGGCGGCGGCGCUGGGGAAAGCGGCGGCAGUGGGCAGAGCCCGGCGCCGCCUGCUGCUGGGGCUGGUGCGGCGGGGCUGCGCCGGGGUCGCGGCGGAUGACACGGUCAAUGGGCUGAGCGAGGAGCAGCGGCAGCUUAGACAGACAAUGGUCAAGUUCUGUCAGGAGCAUUUGGCUCCAAAGGCCCAAGAAAUCGACCAGGAGAAUGAGUUUAAAGGCAUGCGGGAGUUCUGGAAGAGGCUCGGGGAGCUGGGAGUUCUGGGAAUUACAACUCCUGUGGAAUAUGGUGGAUCUGGAAUGGGGUAUCUGGACCAUGUGUUAGUAAUGGAGGAAAUCUCUCGAGUUUCAGCAGCUGUUGGACUCAGUUAUGGUGCCCAUUCAAACCUUUGUAUUAACCAGUUAGUACGGAAUGGCAAUGAAGCACAGAAAGAGAAAUACCUACCCAAGCUGAUCAAUGGGGAGCACAUUGGAGCCCUGGCAAUGAGUGAACCCAACGCUGGUUCUGACGUUGUCUCUAUGAAGCUCAAGGCAGACAGAAAAGGGGAUUACUUUGUUUUGAAUGGGAACAAGUUUUGGAUCACUAAUGGACCAGACGCUGAUGUUCUAAUAGUUUAUGCUAAAACAGAUCUCAGUGCUGUUCCAGCCUCCCGGGGUAUAACAGCAUUCAUCGUGGAGAAGGGUAUGCCUGGUUUCAGCACUGCUCAGAAGCUUGAUAAGCUGGGAAUGAGGGGGUCCAAUACCUGUGAACUGAUCUUUGAGGACUGCAAGAUUCCUGCUGAGAAUAUCUUGGGGCAGCUGAGUAAAGGAGUCUACGUUCUGAUGAGUGGCUUGGAUCUGGAGAGACUCGUGCUGUCUGGUGGACCACUAGGAAUCAUGCAGGCUGUUCUUGACCAUGCUUUUCCAUACUUACACGUGAGAGAAGCAUUUGGACAGAAAAUCGGCCACUUCCAGCUCAUGCAGGGUAAAAUGGCAGAUAUGUACACACGGCUGAUGGCGUGUCGGCAGUAUGUGUAUAAUGUGGCAAAGGCCUGUGACCGAGGACACUUCAAUGCAAAGGAUUGUGCAGGAGUGAUCCUGUAUUCGGCAGAAUGUGCUACACAAGUAGCUCUGGAUGGAAUUCAGUGUCUAGGUGGAAAUGGUUACAUCAAUGAUUAUCCUAUGGGUCGCUUCCUGCGUGAUGCCAAGUUGUAUGAGAUAGGGGCAGGAACCAGCGAGGUGCGGAGACUUGUCAUUGGCCGGGCAUUUAAUGCUGCUUUUAAAUAACACCCCACCAUUCAACGAGAAACAGUCUCAACACCAAGAAGCCUUUGAUCAUAGUGGUGGUCCGCAAAACUUUUUUUCUCAUAUCACUGUCACAUCUGGUUGAUUAUUAUCCAUUUGAUGAACAAAUGCUGCUAGGUUUAACUGGGCUCUGCUGACUGAAUGAAUUGGGCAGGAGAACAAAAGUAAAUGUGUUCAUGUGAUCAGCCUGAAUUUGUUCCUUCAUCAUACUCAGCAGCCAUUUUGAUUCUAAAAUCUAAGGAGUUGAGGAUGAAGUUUAUGCCAGGAGUAUAUGACAGUCAAAGCAGGAUGUUUCUUGCAUGGUGAACUUUGAAUAGGAAAAAUCAGUUACUGAGCAUUCUCCUCAAUCUAGAUCAAUCUAGAGGGAAUGGACAUUGGAUCAAUCCAUAAAGAAUGGACAAUGGGAAUGGAAUUUUAUCAUCUUUAAAAAUUUAGAGUGCCAUAAACAAGUAGCAUUUUUAACACGCUGCUGCUGGAAGAUGGUAAUUUCCCAAUGCAACAUUCCACCAGUAUGUUAACCUCCUGGUGCCAUCCAGUUAACAAUUUCAGCUUUGGGAAUCCAAAUGCCAGCUAACUUUGUGGUAGCUACUGUCUGCUGUUAACAUCAAAGGAUUUAAGCUACACAAGCAAUACUGUAAAAAAUGUCACCUAAAACCCUGUUAAGAUGUCAUGUAUUUUUCUUUGCCCAUUGCCUUUCCUAUCCCUGCUGCUUACCAAGAUAUUUGAAUGUAAUCUGAAGUCUUCACUCUUCUGAUUGGCUGCCUCCCGCUGUCUGAUUCAUUUGUUGAUGUCACUAUCAGUCAUUCUGGAAGCUUUUAAAAUGUCAAACCUUGUACUGUGGCAUCCAUCAAUGAAUCAGGCAAGAGGAGGUUGACUUAUUUUAAAGGGUUCUCUGUUGGUGAGUGUGUGCACUUGCACUCCUAAAUUUAAUUGGCCAUAAGGAGAAAGAAAGAGCCUAGUGAGAAAAUUUGGGGCAGUUUUAAGAGGGAGUUAGGGAAACAUUAUGUGGAGUAGUUUAAAUCUUGUGUGGUCUAUUUUUAAUAAGGAAUACAGCAGUGUGUAAUACAACUUCAAAGAGUGAAUUACAGGAAGAAAGUAAAUCUCUUGAAUAUAAUAGAUCAAUGAAUUAAACAGCUGCCAUCUUGACCAUCUCAUGUAGGUUAAAAACAAUAUA